CAGUAGUAUCUGCGUUGAAAAAAAGCUGCUCUCCCACACUGGCUGCUAUGACCUAGCUACCGGAGGACACUUUCUGCUCUCAGGACUGACCGCUGCGUCUCAAAUAGUUUGUUGUAGCGUUUUUUUUGGCAACCAUUCCUUCACAUACAGUCGUUUAUGGUUGCAUUGCUGCGACUUUUUAAUCGUAGCUGCUAGCCUCUGGGGCUAGCAGAGCAGUGACAGAGAGGAACCAGCUGGUCAGGAGUACAGUAACGUUAGCAACAAGCUAAUUAGCCUGGAUUACUGUCUUUAAUCACAGAGAGUGUGCGUGUUUACUCACUGCGGCAAAAUGAAGAUAACUGUGGAAUUCGAGGAAUGUCUGAAAGACUCCCCACGGUUCAGAGCGACCAUAGAGGAAGUGGAGGGGGAUGUGUGUGAGUUGGAAUCCAAGCUCGACAAAUUGGUGAAGUUGUGCAUUGGGAUGAUUGACGCUGGGAAAGCCUACAAUGCAGCCAACAGGCAGUUUGUCAGCGGGAUCCGGGAGCUAGCCCAGCAGUCCACCAAAGAUGAGGUCAUAGAGUCGAGUCUCACAAAGUUUGCUGAAAGCCUGCAGGAGAUGAUCAACUAUCACACGAUAUUAUUCGAUCAGGCCCAGAGAUCAAUCAAGAUCCAGCUUCAGACAUUUAUCAAAGAUGACCUACGUAAAUUUAAAGAAGCCAAGAAGCAAUUCGAUAAAGUGAGCGAGGAAAAGGAGGCGGCGCUGAUCAAGAACGCUCAGGCUCCCCGCAACAAGCAACAUGAGGUGGAGGAGGCCACCAACAUCCUCACCGCCACGCGCAAGUGCUUCCGACACAUCGUCCUCGACUACGUCUUACAGAUCAACGUGCUACAAUCAAAAAGAAGAUCAGAAAUCCUGAAAUCAAUGUUGUCCUUUAUGUAUGCCCACCUGACGUUCUUCCAUCAAGGAUAUGACCUCUUCAGUGAACUACAACCUCUGAUGAAACAGCUUGGAGGACAGUUGGACCUGCUGGUGGUGGAUGCUGCCAAAGAGAAGAGGGACAUGGAGCAGAAACACUCCACCAUCCAGCAAAAGGCUGCUAUUCAGGAGGUGACUGAGCCUGAGUCUUUACCAGACUGCCGCAACUUUUGCGCUUGGAGGUCGACCUCCGACUUCUCGAAUGACGACACCAAACUGGAGUACAAUGUGGAUGCAGACAACGGCAUCGCAAUGGAGGGCUAUCUGUUUAAGAGGGCCAGCAAUGCCUUUAAGACGUGGAAUAGGCGUUGGUUCUCCAUCCAGAACAAUCAGCUAGUUUACCAGAAGAAGUUUAAGGACAACCCCACAGUGGUGGUAGAAGACCUGAGGCUCUGCACCGUCAAACACUGUGAGGACGUGGAGCGGCGCUUCUGUUUCGAAGUGGUGUCGCCCACCAAGAGCUGUAUGAUGCAAGCAGACUCGGAGAAGCUGCGUCAGGCCUGGAUCAAAGCCGUCCAGAACAGCAUCGCCACUGCCUUCCGUGACAAGGGAGACGAAGGCGAGAAGCUGGACAGGAAGUCUUCCACGUCAACAGGAAGCCUGGACUCUAGUGGGGAGCCGAAGGAGAGACCACUGAAAGGAGAGAGCGCCCUGCAGAAGGUCCUGGUGAUCCCAGGGAACACCUGCUGCUGCGACUGCGGCCAGCCGGACCCCCGCUGGGCCAGCAUCAACCUGGGCAUCACCCUCUGCAUCCAGUGCUCCGGUAUCCACAGGAGUCUGGGAGUGCAUUUCUCUAAGGUGCGAUCUCUGACUUUGGAUUCAUGGGAGCCAGAACUUUUAAAGUUGAUGUGUGAACUGGGAAACGGAGCGAUCAAUCAGAUCUAUGAGGCUCGACGAGAGGAGCUGGCAGCCAGGAAACCCCAGCCCGGAGAUCCAAGGCACGAGGUCGAGGCCUACAUCAAAGCCAAAUACGUGGACCGCCGGUUUGUUCGCCUGCCGUCGGACGAGGAGCUUCGCAACAAAGUGGUUUCUCUGAGCAAACAGGAGAAGAGGCUGAGCAACAGCUCUGAGCAUCUGCCCCCGAGACCACCACCCCCCACCCCAAAACUGAGAGCCGGUCAAGCAGCUGUUGCCCGCGGCUCGGAGGCCCGCCGCGACUCUCUCUUCUGUGCUGACGAGCUUCACUCGCUCUUCUCCUACUUUGACAACUCUGCCAAGCUCAGGAGCAUAAAAAGUGCAGACAGCGGCAUCCAGAACAGCGCUGAUGGGAGCCGAGAGAUGCUGGCCAACACCCCGUCCAAUAACAGCCUGACAGACGCAGACGCUGCAGAGCCUCCGGCCAUGGCAAUGCCUGCCACCCUGCCCCCCCCCUCCCCCUGUAAGGAGAUGGUGUUCUACGAGCCGAAGGAGUACAGCUCCGGUCUGCAGCUCUACUGGGCCGCCUGCGCCCGCUCUCUGCCCGACAUGUCGGAGGCUCUGGCCCACGGAGCCGAGGUCAACUGGGUCAACACGGAGGACGACAAGAGGACGCCGCUCAUCAUGGCCGUGCAUGGGGGUUCGCUGGUCACCUGUGAGUUCCUGCUCCAGAACGCAGGUAAUGUGAACCAGCAGGACGCUCAGGGCCGAGCGCCGCUGCACCACGCCACCCUGCUGGGACACACAGGGCAAGUGUGUUUAUUCUUAAAAAGAGGAGCAAAUCAAAAUGCUGCGGACAUUGAUGAGAAAACUCCCCUGACGAUAGCGGUGGAAGCGGCCAACGCAGACAUCGUCACACUGUUGCGACUGGCCAAGAUGAACGAGGAGAUGCGAGAGGCGGAGGGGCCCUACAGCCAGUCAGGAGAUGCAACCUACCAAGACAUUUUCCAGGAUUUCACCCACAUGGCUUCCAACGAUCCGGACAAGCUAAACCGCUACCAGCAGUACGACCCACAAAACCCUGACACGGCAGAAGCUCCGUCCACUAGCACUCAGAGACCGUGUGCUAAACCCCGGAGAGACUUGAGGAGGUCAGGAAACACGACGUCCACCCCCCGACAACCUCGGUCAGCGUUAGAGCCGGUCCGUGCUGCCACAGCUGGACUCCUGUCACGUGUCGUCAAUCGUGAACAGCAAAGCUCACUUUGUCUUUCUUUAAACUGCUGUCCAGUACUUGUAUUCCUGAUGGUACAGUGUUGAAGCCUUUGAAAGGAUUUGCAAAGUCGUAACAAAUCAAAGUGAUAAUUGAACUGAAUGUAGAGCUGCCAUUACGGCUGUCAGCUAUUUUCAUCUUUUAUAUCACUGUCAAGAGAUUUCCAAAGGCAUUUUCUUAAAAAACAGGUGCUGCAUCCGAGUUGUAAAGAGGUGAGUGCAUGACCCACUUUGAAAUGCUCCAUUUAUAUUUUAAGUGCUUCCUCUUCUUAAUAGGAUUUGUUUUAUGAUAGUAAGCAUCCUUUUUAUAUCAAAGUGUUGCUUCAGUGAACUCUCAGCAGCGUAUCUAUGCUUUUACUUAUUUGCACGAAUCCCUGUAUGAAAUCGCCACUGAUGUUUACCAGUUUUGAUGGUAAGACUUUGACAUGUUAAACAAUGUACUGUGAUUAUUCAAGUAAACGUGUUUUUAAUGCCUGCAAUUUUAAAUAUAUAUAUUAGUUUUUUACUUUUAAAUGCUAGAUCUCUUUCCUCUGGAUGAUUUUAAUUUCUCAUGUCCCCACGUCAGAGGUAAUCAGCCCUGAAGUGUCCUGAUUCAUGUCGGUUAAAAAUAGCUCGUCGAGAUGAUGGUAAUUUGUAGAUUCAGUCUCUUCUGAUUUUUGCUGAUCUUCAAAAGUUAAGAUUUAGUUGUCAAAUCAAAGUGCUCUACAAUAAUCUGAAUGUAGAUUAUAUUGCAGCUAUUGUAUGCCAGUUGAUUUGCCAGGACUGUGUCAUUUGGUGGUAAUUAUGGAAAGAUAGGAUUUUCCCUGAAAGAAGAACCCAAGUUAAUGCUCAGUUUAAUAUGGAAACUUAGGUCAAACGCAGUGGCUUCAUACUACACAAAGCCACCGGUGAAUCUCUUUACAGUGCAGGAGCUCACGCUGUUUUGAUACAGGAGUCAAAAUAACAUCAUACAACUAUACUUGUAAAAUACUGAAAAGAUAGAUAAUAACUGACGAUAAAUGCAUUGAAUAGCUGUUGCUGAAAGAUUCUGAGCAUAAAUGACGUAACAAUGUGAGUUUAAUUUCAUAAACUAAGUUUUCCAUUUAAUGUUCAGGUUCAUCUGACCUGCUGUGCACUUAUUAAGACCUCUUGUUAUGCAGGAAGAAGAUUGAAAUGAAUUUAUUGGGCAAUUAAACACUGCCUCUGUUUCUGCCAGCUACUAACCUUUCAAGUAAACGUCAAAGGAAGUUCAUUUGGAAACUAUAGAGCUGUCAAGUGUUGCAGAACACUUUUUGACAGUAUGUGAAACGUCCAGUAAUAUACGCACACACAAGAUGGAUGACCUGUAGUUGUAGAGUCGCUGUCAUUUCAUGUGAUGAGUUGUUCAAAAGCACUUCACUUAACAAUGUUUGAUUUAGUUCAGACAUCAGACGACUGCACUGAAAUUCUCCAAUCCAGAAAUGAAUCCUGCAAAUUCCCUGAUGGACGUCAUGUGUACUGUAGGAUGUGUGUGUUUCCUCUAAAACUGUACAGUCCUCUCUUCUUUGACAUGAAUAGUGUUUAGUGAAAUAUGAUUUUCUUUUAGCAUGCAGCAUGGGAUACAAUUAUUGUACAUUUUGUACAGAUGCUUUUGAAUUCUCUAGAGAUCUGAAGGUAGAGGUACUUGAAUCAUUAAAUACGCUUUUGUAAAUGCGGUUCUUUGUAUUUACAUUUAGCCACUUUUAUAUUGCCUGUGUGUGUACCAGUAUACAUCAUGUAGUGUAUAUUCUACCUGUAAUAUGUAAGAACUUCAAUACAAAUGGACUGAGAAUUCAUCACCAAA
Molecule: messenger RNA, 4883 nt
Organism: Gymnodraco acuticeps
Lineage: Eukaryota; Metazoa; Chordata; Actinopteri; Perciformes; Bathydraconidae
Product: arf-GAP with coiled-coil, ANK repeat and PH domain-containing protein 2-like
Exons: 26
Coding region: 329-3130 (933 amino acids)
Cellular component (GO): cytoplasm
Molecular function (GO): GTPase activator activity; protein binding
Source: RefSeq, a predicted model, not a curated record